AGAGGCGGAAGCGGCGGCGCCGAGGCCGGGCGGCGGCGGCGAGAGGUGCUGAAGAUGGCAGGUAGCUCAACUCCUUGGAUUGGCAGUGCUUACCUCUUCCUUCAGUCAACGUGCAAGACUAUCAUUCUGCCAAAUCUCUAUGAAAGCGCCCAGAAGAAGCCCUGCGUGUUCAAGGCACUGAAGCUGGCAUUAGCAGACUCCACCGGCAGCAUGAAUGGUGUGGACGUGCUCAAAGUGCACUGCAGCCACCCACACCUGAUAGUGCAGCUCAAAUUCUGCAAGCAGGAGAACUGCCGCCGCUUCCUGCAGAGUUACCGGGAAGGAGAGCUCCAGAAGUCCCUCCAGAACCACCUCCAGCUCUCCUUGGCCAUGACCACGGUGCCUCUAGAAAUGGAGCUGAAGGCUGGCAAUGAGCACCUGGACAGCAUGCUGAAGGAUGAGGAUCGCUGCCUGGAGUGCAUCUACAGAGAAAAGCCUGACCGCCUGCGGGACGAGGAGAUCACGGAGCUGGAGGAACGCCUCAAGAGCCUGAUUCUUCACCAGAACAUCAACAACAACAUGCCUUCCAAGGACUGCAUGUCACUGAACUCCCCAUCUCUACCUUCUCAAGGCAGCUCCCUUUCCCCACAGGUCACAUUUCUUUUUCAGGGACAGCAGUUUGACAACAGAACGCUCACACCAGAUGACCACCAGAAGUUUGCCAAGCUUGUGUCCAAGAAGUGGAAGCAAGUGGGUCGCUCUUUGCAGAAGAACUGCCGGGCCCUGCGAGAUCCUGUCAUUGAUAACCUGGCUCACGAAUACGACCGAGAGGGACUUUAUGAACAAGCCUAUCAGAUGCUUCUCCGAUUUAUCCAGUCGGAGGGGAAGAAGGCAACAAUAGCACGACUGAUUGCAGCCCUGGAAGAAAAUGGUCUCACCAGCUUGUCUGAGGAGCUCUUGGGCCUCCAUUCCAAUGAGGAUGACUCCUAGAGCCCAAAGGGUAGUGGCAUUGCUGAGGGCUUUCUUGCUUUAGCUAGUGUAUGAGACUGCUGCCAGCAUCUGGGAAUGUAAAGCCUUGAAAAUCACUGCAGGUUUACGUGCUGAAGGGAGUGCCCUGGGCAGUUUCUGUGGUCCCAGAAGCCAACAUGGGGCUCUGAUGUUCCUUAUUUCUUUCUGUUUCCAGAAGUCGAUGUUACUUUCCUGUGAACCACUGAGAGAGGCUUUCAGCCUGACUUCCUUCUGGACUGAAAUGUCACAGAGAAGCAGCCAGGCAAGUUAACGAGCCCCAGGGGAAGGUGGGAAGAGGUGAAAAGCAAGGAAGCAUCUCAGAGAAUUUCCUUGGGAAGCAAAGCCAGUGUUCCUCAGAUGUGGCCCAGGGCCAUCACCUGGAGAGCUGCAAUAUAUUUUCUUAUAUCAACAUUUAUGCCUUUAGGCAUGAAACUAUGUAAAGACAAGGGAAAAGUCAAGUUUAUAUUGUUUUCUUUGUUCUUCAAAUGAAGACCAUCUGCGGCAAGUACACCUGUCCUGCUCUACCCCAGUGUAGUUCCUUCCCACAUCUCACCACAUGAAGGUUCCCCUUUACCUAAGGUAGUCAUCAUCUUCCACAGAGCACAAGAUUGCUGCUGUAGAACAGACUUCAGGCACUGAACAAACAGUGUGGAUAAGCACAAAUUCAGAGGAUGACUCCCAACUCUUUCAGGACCGUGGUGUACAAUAACAUAUUGACUGCCUCACGUCUAGCACUUCCCACCAGCCUGGAGGAGAUUGUAUCUGUGAAAAGGAAAACACAGUGCUGCAAGAAAAAUAUACAGCCUUAGAGUGAGCAAGUUACCUACAGGUCACUGAACUGCUGGAACAGCUGCUGUAUGGUGCAUUGCAGCAUCAAAUACCAGCCAGACUCCUCUGAGCAAGCCUCUCCAACCACCUGGCUGCCAGUGCCUUUGCUCAACCUCUCCUUGGCCUGCUGAGUUCUCUGGAGAGGGUUGCUUGCUCGUGCAUCAUGAGUGUCAGGAUUUGCACAGAGUCCUUCUGAUAACAACAGUGUUGUUGCUGUGUGACACUUGGGCAUCAAAUCCUGUGCCUGGACCUACUUGCCUUGCUUUUGAGGUCAAACUAUUCCUUACAAGAGAAAGUGUGCAAAACUCAGGGCUGAUUCCUGCUUUCAGUUCCAGUGGAAUAAGCCUGCUAUCUCCUGGUGUGUUGAUACAGGCUGCAACAGAGCAGAGCCUUUACCUAUACCAAAGUACGGAGCAACAAGUUUUUAGCAUGACUCAGGUCCCAUAAAGCACAACAGCCAGCUUUGACAUAUUCCUUACUUUUUACUGAUAUGUUUUUACUUAGGCGUCUCUGUUAAUUCUCUCCCUCUUUGACUUUCCCACCCAUGGGAAGGAACAGCCAGUGGGUCUUGGAAGUUAUGUCAGACAGAGAGGGAAGAAUGUUUUCCAUGUCCUGUCCUCUCCCUUCCAGCAGUACCAGCUCUCUCCCCAAAGAAAAUGAGUAUCUCUGCCAUGUUUCCUUUUGGGACCAGCACAGUGAUGCUGGUCUUUGUUAGUUAAGCUGCAGUGGGACUGUACCUCAGAGCAUUUAGCUUUUUUCCCUGGCUGGGGAGCUCUGUUUGGCAGCAGCCCACCUGGCUAAUGGUAUUAAAAAAAAAAUCAGAAACUUGAAAGUUACUUUAAGGGCAACAGUGUUUGCUCUUUAUUUUGCAACAAAUGACUUUUCAGAAAACACCAACUAUGCAUGGUCUGCUGCCUCACUGGUAGUGAAUAUUUCUAAGUUCUCAGCCCAUUCAUGUGCUCAGUGUUCAUACAAUUAUAAGGCAGUGGUCCAUUGGUGUAUAAAAGCUUUUAUAUCAUCUCUUAGUGCUCAAAAUGAGAAAUGCUCAUUCUUCAGCAUUGACUUCAAGUACAAGAACUUUCUUUGCUGAUAUUACAGAGCACUAAGCAUGAACGCUUUUUUCUUUCUUUUUUUUUUUUUUAAUGCAAGCUUUGUGCAUUUUAUUCCUCUGUUAGCAAUUGGCCUGCAUGUUUUCUCUUACUCACAGAUCCCCUCCCAAAAGUGCCAUUAAGUGCUGGAGCACCUGGCUCCUUCUUUUCAGAAAUCAGGUACAGCAGUAUGUUAUGUGCAAUGCACAUUUGAUUCUGGUCUCAAGCAGACUCCUUCCUGCUAAGAGAGUUGGGGUUUGUUUGUAUCAUUUGGCACAAACAUAGAUAGAGGCAAUUUUCACAGAUGCCAGAUGAUGAAAUAGACAAAUUAUAGGAUGUGACAACCCGGAGUCAUUUGCAUUGAAUUGACAUGUGGUUCAGACAUGGCUCUGGACUUGGGCCUGUUUUAUCCAGAAGAUUUUAUAGCUGUUUUGCACCAGCGUGCCAGGACAAGGGGACUUACAGCACACAGGACAGGAAGGAGCACUCACAAACAAAAAACAUUAGCAGAGGUUUGUGGAAUAAAUUAGAGUCUUUACCUGUGAUAGCAAUGCAGGGAGUGAAACCAGAGGAAAAGUUACACGUUGGGGAUACUUGCUGGAAAGCUGGCACUCGGUGCUGGACGCUGGCUUUCUUCCUUUCCUGGGCAAAGUGGUUGCACAGUGCCCCUACUCAGGUGCCAAGACAUGUGUGUGACCCUCCCUUAGUACUACAUAUACUGAUCAGCGGACAUCUAGCGUGUGAGAUAGGCUGAGAGCAGAGCUGCACCUGUGGCCCAGUGGCCACAUCCCAUGACAGCUCUUCCCUAUGUGUAGAUAUGCCUGAAAAAAAUACUGUUGGGGGAGGCAAUCAAACACGCAUCAAACCAGCACAUGAUAUUAAAAGCAAAUGAAGAUAGUGAUCAGAUCUAUGUAACAAAUGGAAUGAUAGACAAAAAAUAAGCAGCAGAAACCAGGCCAAAACAUGCAUCCAGGGAGGGAUCCAAGAGGGCUUUUGUUGUGGUGCAGACUGUUUCUGUGGUUUUAGCAGUGUUUCAGGUUUGAAGGAGGCUCCUUUCAGUCUGCCAGAAGGAAUAAAAAUGCAUCCAAAGGAGGAUUUGAGCAAGCUGUUUUGGCACAGUGGAGCUACAGCUGGACAGCAAGAGGGAGUGAAAGUCAAAAUGUGCAGACUUUCACGUGAGGUUUCUCAGAAGGUAAACAGAGGGAGCACCCAUGUGUAAAACAGGCACAAAGGAAAGUAUCAGACUGCCCUGCAGCACAGAGCCAGCCAAAGACCAGCAUUGGGCCUCUUGGAUGCUGGUGAAGAAUACACCAUGGGUUUUAAUAUACUGUUGAAAAAGACUGUGCAUCAUCCCAGCUAAUUAAUCAAAGCAGGGGCAGGGAAGGUGCUGUCCGCCAGCUUUAGUUCUUAGAAGCUGCAGCUGCCUACGGAUGAGCUGACGCAAAAAGGACAGGGUUUUGGUGUUGGUGAUUGGAAGCGUUGGAAAAUCAUGAGCCAGAUUGAAAAGAAAUAAUAAAAUUUACUUCCAGUUUUUCACAGCAAGUCAAAUUAAAAACAAAUGCCAAUUGACUGCUUGCAGCAAUGCUUUCCAGGGCUCCAUGCAGUUGCAGAUGCAGAUACAUGGAUUAUUUUUAAUGCAGAAUGGGAUGCUCAUGUCUGGGCACUGCAGUACAGAACCUCAGAUGAGCCUCCAAUUAAAAUGGUUUGCUGAAGUUUCGUAGGAAGUCUCAGUACUGUAUCUGUUUCUCAACCUAGGGGAAACUGCAGCAGAAAAUAAUGUCUUCUGCAUUGCCAUCAAGAUCUGGACAACGUUAAGAUCAAAAGGUGUGUAGGCUGAGGGAAACCACCUGCUUGGGGAAGUCAUAGGUUCCUGGGGAGGGAGCUGCUCCAGCAAAAGGUCUUCUUGUGUGAAGAAAUUGUGUUUUUUUCCCUUUUUGCCAUUCAUUGAAAAAUCUGCUUCAGCACUGCGGAGAAGUCCCACUGCCAGGGUCAGCUCUGCCUUUACAGAGAUACCUCAGAGCAGGAACCUAACAUGGCACACAAGGCACUGAGGGACCCCAAACUCACUUGUUUAGUUUAACUGAAACUUCAUACAUAGCUAUGAACCUCUGGCACUGCACAUCUGAAUCCAAGGCAGUACUGGAAUGGGUAUGGAGAGGGUUUCUUCACUCUGCCCACACAUCGGGGCAGACAAGUGGGGUUGGUGAGGUGCUCUGCUUCCCAGGGCUGGGUCUGGCCAUUUGGCUUUUGCACAGCAAUGGGCCCAACUGGUGAGGCAAUUUUUAAGGCCUGAGGUAAAAAAAAAUUACACCUUUUUUUUCUUCUCUGGAUUUCACUGGGAUUGAACUUUUAAAGCCAGUGAAGGAGUUUGGCCAGAAAUUUCUAAUUAAAAUCAGUUGGAGAUCUGUGGUCAGGUCCCUUAGUCAUCAGUGGAAAAAUCCCCUGCUGACCUUCUACUUCCAAAUUUCCACAAUAUGCAGCAUCAGAUCGGGAUCAGCAUCUGCAGCUGUGGGCUGCAAAGCCACGCGUACUCAGGUCUGGGACAUUCAGCCUCCACGGUAUUGUCUUCUGUAAAAAAUAAAUAAAUAAAUAAAAGCACUUUGGUCUAUUUUUCCAUUCUUUUAUAAAUAAACAUAUACUUUUGUCAAAAAGA
Molecule: messenger RNA, 5556 nt
Organism: Gallus gallus (chicken)
Lineage: Eukaryota; Metazoa; Chordata; Aves; Galliformes; Phasianidae
Gene: TRADD
Product: TNFRSF1A associated via death domain
Exons: 5
Coding region: 55-969 (304 amino acids)
Biological process (GO): positive regulation of canonical NF-kappaB signal transduction; extrinsic apoptotic signaling pathway
Cellular component (GO): tumor necrosis factor receptor superfamily complex
Molecular function (GO): transmembrane receptor protein tyrosine kinase adaptor activity
Source: RefSeq, a predicted model, not a curated record